Messenger RNA from Sesamum indicum (sesame), 3760 nucleotides. RefSeq names its product formin-like protein 3. Gene Ontology annotation, molecular function: actin filament binding. The record is from RefSeq and is a predicted model, not a curated record. NCBI's taxonomy places the organism in Eukaryota, Viridiplantae, Streptophyta, Magnoliopsida, Lamiales, Pedaliaceae. Gene Ontology annotation, biological process: actin nucleation; actin cytoskeleton organization.
UUUUCUUGUCAUUUUCACAUCCUCGUCUCUUCCUCGCCUCCGAAAUACAUGCAGCAAUUCAACGAACAAAACUCCCAACGGAAAUUCAAUUGCUGACCCGAUAACGCAUUGGUUUUUGCCCGAAAUCCUCUGUAGAAGAAGCCUUAAACAACCCUUUUUGAUGAAUUUUUAUUCAAAAUUCUUUGAAUCAAAACCCGUUUCUGAAUAAGGGACCCCAUUUUUGUUUUCUUUUUUUCUUUUUUCCAAAUUUUUUCCUUCAUUUGGAGGGCCAGAGAAAAGGAUUAUUUUCUGGGUUCCAUUAGUGAACUUCAUUUGCAUUGAAGGCAAGAAUCCAAAGAGGUCGCAUGCAAAUUUGUGGGGUUAGGAAUGGGCGUUGAAGCAUUGUUGGGAAUUUUGUGACGUUGAAAGAAUAUAUAAAAAAGAGGCCUGUAUUUGUGUGCUUGAGGUAGAAUCUUUCUUCAUCCUUUGUUUUUUGGGUUGGGAAUUGCUAGAUAAGCUGAAAAUUUUCUGGGUUUUUUCCCCUUUUGGUGUUCUUUUCUCCCUUUUGUGGGGGGCAACGCAUUGAAACAAAGAAGAUUUAUUGGUAUGUGCAUGCAUAGCUGUAGAUAUGGCUAUGUGUGUUCUCGUUUGGGUCCAAUCCAAUGAGGACGGAAUAGUGAUCAUUUGAGAAGCGAUGGACAUCAAAUUUGUGGUCUUUUUUGUUGCUUUUAUCUCUGUCUUUGCGGCAAAUGGUUCAGAAGGAAAUAGGAAAUUAGCAGAAAGUUUCCUAGACAAUGGAGGUUCUCUGGAUGUUCAGGAAAUCGAUAAAGACAAGGCUGAACAAGUAUGGAAGAAUUGCAGACAAGAGUUAAAAGAUUUGGAGCUACAUAACUGGCCAAUCAGGAGUCAGGAUGAAGUUGAAUUUGAUCCAACCUCGUUGGUGAAAAGAAUUAUACAGAAGACUAUAGCUGAUCUGCCUCCAAAGAAGAAGGAAACUGCUUUGGCAUGUCUGAGAGAGAAAAAAUUUCCAUCCCGUGUGUUGAGAGAUGAGCAAGAAACUUGGUCAGCUAAAUAUCAAAAGCUGCUUUCUGGUUUGGCUAGUAUACCAAGAAGGUUACUGAGGCGCAAAGUGCCCAAACAAGUUGUAAGAGCUGCUGCUGCCCCAGUUCCCGCACCUCUUCAGUCUCCGGUUAAGCCCCCCUCUCCUCCAGUUAAGCCGCCCCCUCCAUCUUCAGAUGACGCGCCCCCUUCUUCUCCAGUUAAGGCGCCACCUCCUACAGAUCGUGGACGAGCUCGUGCACCACCGCCACCAGCCGUUGAUAGUCCUCCAGAAUUACCAGACGUUGAUAGUCCUCCAGAAUUACCAGACGUGGAUAGUCCUCCAAAAUUACCAAAACAAGUUCCACCUCCAUCCCCCCCACAAGUAAACAAGAGUCAUGCAAAGUAUAUUCUAAUUGCUGCAGUUUCAAGUGCAGUAGCGGCACUUGCAGUUUUUGCUCUAAUCGUACUUCUCUGUGGGAAGGAAACUAAGAUAAUUGAGCCAAAAGAUGAGCAAAGAGACGUGAAGCCUCUUCUCAACUUAAGCACCAGUAAUAUUUCUGCAGGUGCUGCAGUAAAGUCCAAAGCCACGCAUAGUAAUACCGGCAGUAAAGAUUUCAAGCCUUCUUCAACUGCUGGCGGUUCAUUGGAUGCUAAUCUCAAUUCUUCACAAGCUGAAUCUCUGUCAGAAUCUCAGUCAAAAUCUCAGUCAAGAUCUCAGUCAAGAUCUCAGUCAAUUAAAGGUAAUUCAGAAUCAGAUACAAAAACUUCAACCUUACCACUUCCUCCAGGAAAACAAGCACCUCCACCUCCAACUUUCCAACCACCACCAACUCCACCUACACCUCCACCUCCACCUCCACCUAAACCCCCUGCUCCCGCCCCUCCACCACCUCCUAAUGUUCGUCGUCCUCCAAAUCCACCAGCGCCUGCAAAGCCUCCCCCCCCACACCAUCGGCGAUCUUCUACAGGAGGGACGAGUGUAGUUUCUGAUGAAUCUGAUGCUCCGAAGGCCAAGUUAAAGCCAUUCUUCUGGGAUAAGGUUCUUGCAAACCCGGAUCAAACAAUGGUCUGGCAUGAGAUUAAAGCAGGGUCAUUUCAAUUUAAUGAGGAGAUGAUGGAAACACUCUUUGGAUAUGUCCCAGCUGAUAAGAACAAAAAUGAGCAAAGAAAAGAUUCACCUUCCUUUGACCCUGGUCCACAGUUUAUUAAGAUUAUUGAUCCUAGAAAAUCGCAGAACCUAGCAAUUCUUUUAAGAGCAUUAAAUGUCACAACAGAAGAAGUUUGUGAAGCUCUCAACGAAGGUAAUGAGCUCCCACCGGAGCUCGUCUCGACUUUGUUGAAGAUGGCACCAACAACGGACGAAGAGCUAAAGCUUAGGUUAUAUACUGGAGAUCUUGCUCUUCUUGGCCCAGCCGAGAGGUUCCUCAAGGUCUUGGUUGAGAUUCCAUUUGCCUUCAAACGUCUGGAAGCACUGUUGUUUGUAAGCACAUUCCAGGAGGAAUUUUCUUCACUCAAAGAGGCCUUUGCAUCUUUAGAGGUAGCAUGCACGGAGCUCAAAAACAGCAGACUCUUCCUGAAACUCUUGGAAGCUGUUCUCAAAACCGGAAACCGCAUGAAUGAUGGCACAUACCGUGGUGGUGCUAUGGCCUUCAAGCUCGACACUCUCUUGAAAUUAUCAGAUGUGAAAGGAACAGAUGGAAAGACCACACUACUUCACUUUGUCAUCCACGAAAUAAUUAAAUCGGAAGGUUUAAGAGCUGCUCGCAGAUUAAAAGAGAGCCGGAGUAUGUCCAGUGCGAAGACAGAAGAUUUUGCUGAGGAUCCUUCACAUGAACUUGAAGAGUACCACCGAAGCCUUGGUCUUCAAGUUGUUUCUGGGCUUAGCAGUGAGCUUGCGAAUGUAAGAAAGGCUGCAGUCUUUGAUAACGAAAAUCUAAGUGAAGCAGUGGUGAAACUCAAUCAUUCACUUGUGAAAAUAAAACAAUUUUUUGAAACUGACUUGAAAAGUAUCGAGGGAGAGAGUGAGUUCCACAGUAAUCUUUGUGGUUUUAUUCAACAAUCAGAAUCCGAUAUGAUAUGGCUGGCAGAAGAAGAGAAACGGAUAAUGGAUCUGGUGAGAAAGACAGGAGACUACUUCCACGGUAAGGCCGGAAAGGACGAGGGCUUGCAUGUCUUUGCAAUUGUCCGUGAUUUCUUGUUAAUGUUGGACAAGGUAUGUAAAGAUGUGAAAAGCUCCUCAGCGUUGCCAUCAAAGACGGCAAGAAAAGAGACUGUAGCAUCAUCAUCUUCGCCACCUUCUCAAGAAUCACAGUCUGAAUCAUCGUUGGAUAUGCACCGACAACUAUUCCCGUCAAUGAGGGAGCAGCAAAUGGAUGACGACUUCAGUUCGGAUGAUGAAAGCUGACCUCUUCAUUUCACUGACUGACUUUUGAAGGUUCUCAUACUUGGGGCUCACUUGGGCUCGUGUGGAGAUGCGAUCUUGGGAGGUGAUCAUACUGUUGGAUGAUAGAGAGCCACUCGAUGACAAGAAUAUACAAGUGUGAAAGGUUAUUGCGAUACUUCUGUAAAUGAGAAAUUAAGCGACGAAAUUAAGGAAUUCCCUCCUCUUAUAAGAUGUAAAUGAGAACACCUGUUGAUCAUGCUUGUGAUGAGGUCCAAACCUUUUUGUGUCUCUUGAAUCUGAAUGGUUGUUACUUGUCAGGAUAGCAAUGUCACAAAUUUAUACUACAUCAAUAUCAAU